Gadus chalcogrammus (walleye pollock) is the source of this 16480-nucleotide messenger RNA. It is a transcript of the gene mycbp2, whose product is annotated as MYC binding protein 2. NCBI's taxonomy places the organism in Eukaryota, Metazoa, Chordata, Actinopteri, Gadiformes, Gadidae. The transcript is spliced from 86 exons. Gene Ontology annotation, cellular component: nucleus. Bases 462 to 14939 code for a protein of 4825 amino acids. The record is from RefSeq and is a predicted model, not a curated record.
UUACUGCGAAACAAGCUUGAGCCAGGGGUGGGAUGAUGAUGAUGAAGCCAAGAUGGCAGCUCAGCUGAGGGUGCUGCCUCCACGGGAUCAAGAAAUAUUCAAGAAGGAAAUGAAAACCAAGCACGACAGGACGCCCAUUUAAAAAAGAAAUACUACUAUAUGCUGUGAUCACGCUACUACCAAAAUCGGUAUGCGUUGAGAUAAUGCUUUUCUGGAGAUAAGGACUGUGUUGUAGGUCUGGACUCGAAGCUCAUCUCAGCACAGGCGCACCGCCACCAGAGACACUACAAUCUACGCUGAUUACUGGAGAUACUGGAUUUUAAUCGUGCCAUUUCGCUAUUGUGCAUUGGACCCUUGCCGGGACAUGUAGUGGUGUGAAUGACAACGGGAGUGUAACUGUCGGCUGGUUAUGGUCUAGCGGUUUGAUGUUUGAUGUAAUAUAUGCAUUGUUCUACUAAACCAUGAUGUGUGCUGCUGCGGCAGCGGCCGCAGCCGGCGGAGGAGUCUUGCCCUCCUCAUCGCCGUCCAUGGGGUUCGGUGUCAGGGUCACUUCUGGAGUCGGAGCCGAAUUCUCCACCCUUGGCUCUGCCAUGGGUUCGUGUCCCACACCCGGAACCCAGACGGAUUGCCGGAGUCGGUACCAGCUUUUACUCUCAGGGCGAGCUUUGGCGGAAAGAUACAGGAGGAUUUACACCACUGCGAUCAAUGACAAAGAACAAGGGAUCAAUCAAGGAAGGGGAAAGAAGGCCUUGAGCAAGAAGAAGCUAAAACGACGACAGAAGGUGAAGUCAAAAGUCAAAGCGAGAACAAAGAACGACGGUCUGGAUGGCGCCUACUGCAUCCCGGACAUCAAGCUGCACAGCAACCCGUCGGCGUUCAACGUGUACUGCAACGUGCGCCACUGCGUGCUGGAGUGGCAGCAGCGCGAGGCCUCCCUGGCGCUGGCCUCCAGGAGCUCCGUGCAGAGCGGGGACUCGGACAGCGAGGAGGAGGAGGAGUACCGUGAGCCUCCCGUCAAGCUGCCCAAGAUCAUUGGCAUCGGCCUGUGCGGGGUGUUUGAGCUGAUUAAGGAGACGCGGUUCUCCCAUCCGUCGCUGUGUCUGCGCAGCCUGCAGGCCCUGCUGGACAUGUUGCAGGGCCAGCAGCCCGAAGGCUUCCAGACCGAGCCCCCCGACGUCCUGGAGUCCCUGUUCCAGCUGCUGCUCGAGACCACGGUGCGGAGCACGGGACCCAACGACCCCACGGGCCAGGCCCUCACGGCACUCUCCUGCGCCUGCCUCUUCAGCCUGGUGGUGGCCUGGGGGGACACGGGCCGGAUCCUGCAGGCCGUCUCCGCCAUCCUCACCAACAACGGCAGCCACGCCUGCCAGACCAUACAGGUGCCCACCAUCCUGAACGCGCUGCAGAGGAGCAUCCAGGCCGUGCUGGUGGGCAAGAUCCAGAUCCAGGACUGGUUCGGCAACGGCAUCAAGCGGGCGGCGCUCAUGAACAAGUGGGUGCUGAAGGAGGUGGCUAUCGACGAGGACGAACACUGCCUGCUGCAGACAGACGGCUCCUUCCUCUACCUGCUCUGCAAGGACGGCCUCUACAAAGUGGGCUCCGGAUACAGCGGCACCGUCCGGGGCCACGUGUACAACUCCACGUCUCGCAUCCGCAACCGCAAGGAGAAGAAGUCCUGGUUGGGCUUUGCACAGGGCUAUCUAUUGUACCGGGACUCGGGUAACCACAGCACGUCAGCCAUUAAGAUCAACCCGGAGACGCUGGAGCCGGAGGGCGCCGUCUCCAUGCCAGGCCAACACGCCGACGGUCAGAACAUCAUCUUCACAGACGGGGAGUACAUCAACCAAUUAGCCGCCUGCAAAGACGACGGCUUCGUGGUGCGGAUCUACGCCACAAGCUCGGACCCCGCCCUCCAGCAGGAGCUGCAGCUGAAGCUGGCCAGGAAGUGUCUCCACGCCUGCGGCAUCUCCCUCUUCGACCUGGAGAAGGACCUGCACAUCAUCAGCACCGGCUUUGAUGAAGAGGCAGCGCUGCUCGGAGCCGGCCGGGAGUUCGCUCUGAUGAAAACCGCCUCGGGAAAGAUCUACUACACGGGCAAGUACCAGAGUCUGGGCAUAAAGCAGGGAGGGCCCUCGGCUGGGAAGUGGGUGGAGCUGCCCGUCACCAAGUCUCCAAAGAUAGUCCAGUUCUCGGUCGGCCAUGACGGUUCGCACGCGCUGCUGGUGGCCGAGGACGGCAGCGUCUUCUUCACCGGCUCCGCCUCCAAAGGAGAGGACGGAGAGUCCACCAAGAGCCGCAGACAGCCAAAGCCCUACAAGCCUAAGAAGAUGAUCAAGCUGGAGAGCAAGACGGCGGUGCACACGGCCUGCAACAACGGCAGCAGUAGCAUCGUCACCAAAGACGGAGAGCUCUACAUGUUUGGCAAGGACGCCAUCUACAGCGACAGCACCUGUCAGGUGACGGACCUGAAGGGUCACUUUGUGACUCAGGUUGCCAUGGGGAAGGCCCACACGUGCGUGCUCACCAAGAGCGGCGAGGUGUGGACGUUUGGUGUCAACAACAAGGGCCAGUGUGGACGAGACACGGGGGCCAUGAACCAGGCGGGGAAAGCGUUUGGCGUGGAGAACAUGGCGACGGCCAUGGACGAGGACUUGGAGGACGACCUGGAGGAGAAGGAGGAGAAGAGCAUGAUGUGCCAGCCCGGCAUGCACAAGUGGAAGCUGGAGCAGUGCAUGGUGUGCACGGUGUGCGGCGACUGCACCGGCUACGGGGGCAGCUGUGUGAGCAGCGGGCGGCCCGACAGAGUGCCUGGCGGGAUCUGUGGCUGCGGCUCCGGGGAGUCGGGCUGCUCGGCGUGCGGCUGCUGCAAGGCCUGCGCCCGGGAGCUGGACGGCCAGGAGGCCAGGCAGAGGGGCAUCUUUGACGCCGUGAAGGAGAUGAUCCCCCUGGACCUCCUGCUAGGCGUGAACAUCGAGGAGCACAUCCAGAUCCGGCAGGAGGAGAAGCGCCAGCGGAUCAACCGGCGCCACCGGCUGGAGGAGGGCCGAGGCCCCCUUGUUUUCCCUGGCCCCAUAUUUAUGAACCAGCGUGAGCAGGCCCUAGCCAGAAUAAGACCCCUUCAGGCCCUAAGGCAUAAGCGGGACAAGCACAAAGCGGCUCCGUCCUCCGCCGCUGUUAUUGCAUCACCAGACGGCAGUAGCGAGCGCGGGGAGAAGGACGCCAGUAAGAUCACCACCUACCCCCCCGGCGCGGUGAGGUUCGACUGUGAGAUGCGAGCGGUGCAGGUCAGCUGUGGCUUCCACCACUCCGUGGUGCUGAUGGAGAACGGCGACGUGUACACCUUUGGUUACGGCCAGCACGGACAGCUCGGACACGGGGACGUCAACUCCAGGGGUUCUCCCACCCUGGUCCAGGCGCUGCCCGGGCCCAGCGUUCAGGUGACGGCGGGCAGCAACCACACGGCCGUGCUCCUCAGCGACGGACAGGUCUUCACCUUCGGCAGCUUCUCGAAAGGGCAGCUGGGCCGGCCCAUCCUGGACAUGCCCUACUGGAACGCCAAGCCCUCCCCCAUGCCCAACAUCGGCUCCAAGUACGGCCGCAAGGCCACGUGGAUCGGCGCCAGCGGAGACCAGACCUUCCUGCGCAUCGACGAGGCGCUCAUCAACUCGCACGUGCUCGCCACCUCGGAGAUCUUCGCCAGCAAGCACAUCAUCGGCCUGGUGCCCACCUCGGUGUCGGAGCCGCCGCCCUUCAAGUGCCUGCUCAUCAACAAGCUGGACGGCAGCUGCCGCACCUUCAACGACUCGGAGCAGGAGGACCUGCAGGGCUUCGGCCUCUGCCUGGACCCCGUCUACGACGUCAUCUGGAGGUUCCUGCCGGCCACCAGGGAGAUGUGGUGCUACAACGCGGUGAUAGCAGAUGCCCGCGUGCCGUCCCUCACCGACCUUCAGUCCCGCUGCAGCAUCCUCAGCCCCGAGCUGGCGCUGCCGUCGGGCUCCAACGCCACCACCACGCGCUCCCACGGGGCCCUGCACAUCCUGGGCUGCCUGGACACCCUGGCCGCCAUGCAGGAGCUGAAGAUGGGCGUGGCCAGUGCGGAGGAGGAGACCCAGGCCGUGAUGAAGGUUUACUCCAAGGAGGACUACAGCGUGGUUAACCGCUUCGAGAGUCAUGGAGGGGGCUGGGGCUACUCUGCCCACUCAGUGGAGGCCAUCCGCUUCUGUGCGGAUGCAGACACCCUGCUGGGGGGCCUGGGGCUGUUCGGGGGCCGCGGGGAGUACACGGCCAAGAUCAAGCUGUUUGAGCUGGGCCCAGACGGGGGCGACCACGAGACAGACGGGGACCUCCUGGCCGAGACGGACGUGCUGGCCUACGACUGUGCUGCCAGGGAGAAGUACGCCAUGAUGUUUGACGAGCCGGUGCUGCUGCAGCUGGGCUGGUGGUACGUGGCCUGGGCGCGCGUGUCGGGGCCCAGCAGCGACUGCGGCUCCCACGGCCAGGCGACCAUCACCACCGACGACGGCGUGGUGUUUCAGUUCAAGAGCUCCAAGAAGUCGAACAACGGCACAGACGUGAACGCUGGACAGAUCCCUCAGCUGCUCUACAGGCUUCCCUCAAACGACGGCACCGCUUCCAAAGGAAAGCAGCAAACCAGUGAGCCAGUGCACAUCCUGAAGCGCUCCUUCGCUCGCACCGUGUCUGUGGAGUGCUUUGACUCCCUGCUGAGCGUGCUGCACUGGAGCUGGACCACGCUGGUGCUGGGUGUGGAGGAGCUGCGCGGGCUGAAGGGCUUCCAGUACACCGCCACCCUGCUGGACCUGGAGCGGCUGCGCUUCGUGGGCACCUGCUGCCUGCGCCUGCUGCGCGUCUACAUCUGCGAGAUCUUCCCCAUCUCAGCCACCACCAAGGCGGUGGUGGACGAGUCCAGCCGGCUGGCGGAGUGCGUGGGCAAGACGCGCAGCCUGCUGAAGAAGAUCCUGUCCGAGGGCACCGACAACUGCCUGACCAAGCUGGACAACGACCCCCAGGGCUACCUGUCCCAGCCGCUCACGCUGCUGGAGGCGGUGCUGCAGGAGUGCCACAACACCUUCACCGCCUGCUUCCACUCCUUCUACCCCACGCCCGCGCUGCAGUGGGCCUGCCUCUGCGACCUGCUCAACUGCCUGGACCAGGACAUUGCGGAGGCCAACUUCCGCACGUCCAGCAGCCGUCUGCUGGCGGCGGUCAUGUCGGCCCUGUGCAACACGUCGGUCAAGCUGACCUCCAUCCUGCCCAUCGCCUACGACGGCGAGGUGCUGCUGCGCUCGCUGGUCAAGCAGGUGAGCACCGAGAACGACUCUGCGCUCGCUCACCGCUUCCCCCUGCUGGUGGCCCACAUGGAGAAGCUCAGCCACACUGAGGAGAACCUGAUGGGCAUGACCAGCUUCAGGGAGGUCCUGGAGAAGAUGCUGGUGAUCGUGGUCCUGCCAGUGAGGAAGAGUCUGAGGAAGGAAGUGGAGCUGUUCUCGCCUCACCUGGUCUCCAACACCUGCGGCCUUCUGGCCUCCAUCGUCUCCGAGCUCACCGCCUCCGCUCUGGGCUCAGAGGUGGACGGUCUGAACUCCCUGCAUUCGGUGAAGGCCACACCCAACCGCUUCACCAAGACAAGCCAGGGCCGCAGCUGGAACACGGGCAACGGCUCGCCGGACGCCAUCUGCAUGACGGUGGACAAGCCCGGCGUGGUGCUGGUGGGCUUCUGCGUCUACGGCGGCGGGGGCAUCCACGAGUACGAGCUGGAGGUGCUCGCCGACGACGCCCAGACGGAGCACCCCGGGGACUCGGCCCACUCCCACCGCUGGACGUCCCUGGAGCUGGUGAAGGGGACGUACAGCACCGACGACUCGCCCAGCGACAUCUCGGAGAUCCGCCUGGACAAGGCCGUGCCGCUCAAGGAGGGGGUCAAGUACGCCGUGCGCCUGCGUAACUACGGCAGCCGCACGGCCAACGGGGACGGCGGCAUGACCACGGUGCAGUGCUCCGACGGCGUGGCCUUCACCUUCAGCACCUGCAGCCUGAGCAGCAACGGCACCAACCAGACCCGCGGACAAAUCCCCCAGAUCCUCUACUACAGGAGUGAGUAUGACGGGGACCUCCAGUCUCAGCUGCUGAGCAAGGCCAACGAGGAGGACAAGAACUGCAGCCGCGCCCUCUCUGUGGUCAGCGCCGUGGUGCGCGCCGCCAAGGACCUGCUGCAGCGGGCCUUUGCUGUGGAUGCGGAAGACAUCCCUGAGCUGCUGAGCUCCUCCAGCCUGUUCUCCAUGCUGCUGCCCCUCAUCCUGGCCUACAUCGGCCCUGUGGCCGCCUCCGUGCCCAAGGCUGCCGUGGAGGUCUUCGGCCUGGUCCAGGAUCUGCUGCCUUCAGUCGCAGCUCUCAACAAGAAAUAUGCCCCGCCCACCUUUAAUCCCAACCAAUCGACGGACAGCACCACAGGCAACCAGCCCGAGCAGGGCCUCUCUGCCUGCACCACCUCCAGCAACUACUCUGUGAUCGAGAGCGACCACCCGUACAAGCAAGCUGGGGUCACCCAGUACAAGGUGUCCUUCCCAGAAUGCAUCCGCUGGACCAGCAUCGAGUUCGACCCCCAGUGCGGCACGGCCCAGCCCGAGGACGUGCUGCGCCUCUUCAUCCCCAGCCGCACCCUGCACCUCUCCAGCCUGGCCGCCAAGCCGCUGGCCCAGGACACCAUCAACACCUGGAUCGAGCUCAGGAAGUUCUCCGGCGCCACCGGCUGGCCCACCACCGUUCUGGUGCUGCCUGGAAACGAAGUUCUGUUUUCACUGGAAACGGCCUCAGAUUACGUGAAAGACGAGAAGGCCUGCUUCUACGGCUUCAAGUGCGUGGCUGUGGGGUACGAGUUCAACCCUGGACUGGAUGAGGGUAUUAUUCAGCUGGAGAAGGAGCUGGCCUACCUGGGUAGUGUCUGUGCUGCUGCUCUCAUGAAGAAGGAUCUGGCCCUGCCUAUAGGGAACGAAUUGGAGGAAGAUCUUGAGAUCCUUGAGGAGGCAUCUCUACAGGUGUGCAAGUCCCACUCUGGGAUCCUGGGCAAGGGUCUGGCCCUGUCCCACUCCCCCACCAUCCUGGAGGCCCUGGAGGGGAACCUGCCCCUCCACCUACAGACCAACGAGCACUCCUUUCUGGAGGACUUCAUCACCUGCGUCCAGACCUCCAGCGGCGGGCGGCUGGCCAGGUGGCUGCAGCCGGACUCCUACGCCGACCCCCAGAAGACCUCCCUCAUCCUGAACAAGGACGACAUCCGCUGCGGCUGGCCGGCCACCGUGGCGGUGCAGACCAAGGACCAGUACGGGGAGGUGGUCCACGUCCCCAACAUGAAGGUGGAGGUGAAGGCGGUGCCCGUGUCGCAGAAAAAGUCCAUGCAGCAGGAGAACACCUGCAGCAAGAAGCUUCAGAGGCUGCCCGGGUCCGCCACCAUCGCCACCGCCACCGCCAACGCCACCUCCUCCUCCUCCUGCUCCGCCUCCUCCAACUCCUGCUCCCCCUCGCUGUCCGGCGCCGACCUGACCUUCGGGGGCCUGCCCACGCCCCGGCUGGAGGCCACCUACGAGCCCGUCAUCGUCAAGGAGGCGCGCUACAUCGCCAUCACCAUGAUGAAGGCAUAUGAAAACUACUCUUUUGAGGAGCUGCGGUUCGCCUCCCCUACUCCAAAAAGACCCAGCGAGAACAUGCUGAUCCGCGCCAACACGGACGGGACGUACAGCGCCAACUGGACGCCCGGCGCCGUGGGCCUCUACACCAUCCACGUCACCAUCGACGGCAUCGAGAUCGAUGCCGGACUGGAGGUGGAGGUGAAAGACCCCCCCAAGGGAAUGAUCCCCCCAGGGACCCAGAUGGUCAAACCCAAGGCCGAGCCUCAGCCCAACAAGGUCCGCAAAUUUGUGUCCAAGGACAGCGCAGGCCUGCGUGUGCGUAGUCACCCCUCUCUGCAGAGCGAGCAGAUAGGCAUAGUGCAAGUCAAUGGCACCAUCACUUUCAUUGACGAGAUCCACAACGACGACGGCGUGUGGCUGCGGCUCAGCGACGACACGGUGAAGAAGUACGUGCCCAGCACGAACGGCUACUCGGAAGCCUGGUGCCUCUCCUUCAACCAGCACCUGGGCCGAAGUCUGCUGCUCCCGGCCGACAGUGUCUUUAGCGCUAGCCAAGGAGUCAGUGACACCGGCUUUUUGUCGUGGACCCCCUUAAGUGUUUUCCCACCACAGGAGUCCAGGGCCCCCUCGGAAGAGAGGGUGAAGGAGGUGGGCGGCCACCCCUCCCCCGAGGCCCCUGUGCGGGAGCAGAGCAGGGAAGGGCUGGGCGGCGGUGGCCCUGGGCUUUAUAAGGUAGUGAAGACCGGCCCCUCUGGUCACAACAUCAGAAGCUGCCCAAACCUUAGGGGUAUCCCCAUUGGAAUGUUAGUACUGGGGAACAAGGUCAAGGCCGUAGGCGAGGUGGUGAACUCGGAGGGCACCUGGGUUCAGCUGGACAAGAACAGCGUGGUGGAGUUCUGCGAGAGUGACGAGGGCGAGGCGUGGUCCCUGGCCCGGGACCGCGGCGGGAACCAGUACCUCCGACACGACGACGAACAAGCUGGGGUGGAGCACAACGGUCAGACCCCGCCCCCCAGCCCCUUCUCUGUGCAGGCCUUCAACAGGGCCGCCGCCUCCAACGGCGCGCAGGGCUUCGACUACGGCCUCUCCAACAACAAAGGUGUCCGGUUGAGCGCCAUACUGAAUCCCAUUCAGUCUGGGCCCUUCCUCCCAGCAGCUCCCUCCUCCGUAUUUGAGCAAGCCGCCCAACCUCCCACUACCUCCUCCUCCUCUUCCUCUUCCUCCUCCCUUGUCCACUGUCCAUUUGUGUUUGGACAGUCCCUCUCCCACCUGUCUCAGCCACAGCCACAGCUUCUGAAUGGUCCCUCAGUCAGCCUUGCUUCUCGUGAGCGUGCGCACAAAAGCAGCACUUCCAUGGCGGGGCAUGGUACCGCUCGUUCCUCUCUCGCUCACAAGCAAAAGGGUGACCGAGGGAACCUGCUGUCCGGCGCGCGGCCCAUGUCGCCGUCCUCCAAGCAGCGGCAGGAGAACCGCAGCGGGCGCUCCUCGGAGCAGGGCCGGGCCAGGACGGGCGAGGGGGGCCUCUCGGCCGGCGAGGCCCUGAUCCUCCGCUCGGACACGGCCAAGCUGCGCUCGGACUCACACAGCCGCUCCCACUCGCCCAACCACAACACCCUGCAGGCCCUGAAGGCCGACGGCAGGACGGGCCAACCAGGGGCCCGCGGCGAGUCCCCCAACCCGGGCUCCCGCUCCUCCUCGCCCAAGCAGAAGGGCGUGUCCUCCCCCUCCUCUGGCCGGUCCAGUCCCUCGGGCGCUCCGUCGCAGCACGCCGCCACCACCGCCACCGCCGCCUCCAACAACGACAAGAACCUCCCGCCCAAGGUCAGCCCGUCCCCCAAGGCCCGACUGGACCCUCCCCGAGAGAGGUCCAAGUCGGACUCGUACACCCUGGACCCGGACACGCUGCGGAAGAAGAAGAUCCCCCUGACGGAGCCCCUCCGGGGAAGGUCCACCUCGCCCAAGGCCAAGCUCUCCCCCAAAGACCCGAGCAAGGGCGGCGUCGGCAACGCGGAGAACCGCGCGCCCUCCCCCCACGUCACCCAGGAGAACCUCCACAGCGAGGUGGUGGAGGUGUGCACCUCGGGCGCCCCGCUCUCCAACGACGAGGCCAACGAGGCCAAUGACGAGGGCGGCGAGCUGCGCCGCGCCGAGGAGGGCUCCUCCAAGGUGCACUUCAGCAUCGGCAAGGCGCCCGUCAAGGAGGAGCAGGAGAGCCGCUCCUCGCCCAAGGCCAGCCGCAAGGCCUCCAGCCGCCACGUGCGGCCCAAGAAGGACAAGUCGGGCCCCCUGUUCAAAGCCGAGAGCGCGUCCAAGCUGGCGGAGCCCGCCAAGCAGGCCAUGUCGCCCUCGGUGGCGGAGUGCGCCCGGGCGGUGUUCGCCGCCUUCCUGUGGCACGAGGGCAUCGUGCACGACGCCAUGGCCUGCUCCUCCUUCCUGAAGUUCAACCCGGACCUGAGCAAGGAGCACGCGCCCAUCCGCAACUCCAUGGGGGGCCAGGGCGCCGAGGAGAAGGAGAGCAAGCUGAAGAACCGGCACUCCCUGGAGAUCUCGUCGGCGCUGAACAUGUUCAACAUCGCGCCGCACGGGCCCGACAUCUCCAAGAUGGGCAGCAUCAACAAGAACAAGGUGCUGUCCAUGCUCAAGGAGCCGCCGCUGCCCGAGAAGUGCGAGGAGGCCAAGGAGUCGGCGGCCCACGAGUCGAACUCCCACCCAGUGAUGAGGGCCAAGUCCAUCCUCCCGCUCACUCUGCAGCACCUGGUGGCCUUCUGGGAGGACAUCUCCAUGGCAACAAUGAAGGCGGCCACCCAGAACAUGAUCUUCCCCAGCCCGGGCUCCAGCGCCAUCCUGAAGAAGAAAGAGAACGAGAAGGACGGCAAGAAGGCCAAGAAGGAGAAGAAGAAGCGGGAGAAGGCGGAGGUGCGACCCCGGGGGAACCUGUUUGGGGAGAUGGCUCAGCUGGCCAUGGGCGGACCCGAGAAGGACACCAUCUGUGAGCUGUGUGGGGAGUCGCACCCCUACCCGGUCACCUACCACAUGAGGCAGGCCCACCCAGGAUGCGGUCGCUACGCCGGAGGCCAGGGCUACAACAGCAUCGGCCACUUCUGUGGCGGCUGGGCGGGGAACUGUGGCGAUGGAGGCAUCGGGGGCAGCACCUGGUACCUGGUGUGUGACCGCUGCAGAGAGAAAUACCUGAGGGAAAAACAGAGCGCAGCCAGGGAGAAGGUGAAGCAGUCCAGGAAGAAGCCCCUGCAGGUGAAGACGCCCCGCGCGCUGCCCACCAUGGAGGCCCACCAGGUGAUCCGGGCCAACGCCCUGUUCCUGCUGUCGCUGAGCAGCGCGGCGGAGCCCAGCAUCCUGUGCCACCACCCCCCCCGGCCCCUGCACUCCCAGCUGCCCAGCCUCAAGGAGGGCGUCUCGGACGAGACCUCCAACAAGAUGGGCUGCCUCUACCUGCAGACCCUGGCGAGGCAACACACGGAGAACUUUGGCGCCUACCAGGACGAUAACCUUUUCCAAGACGAGAUGAGGUACCUGCGCUCCACGUCGGUGCCCGCCCCGUACAUCUCCGUCACCCCUGACGCCUGCCCCAACGUGUUCGAGGAGCCGCAGAACAACAUGAAGUCCAUGCCCCCCAGUCUGGAAACGAGUCCGAUCACGGACAGCGACACGGCCAAGCGGACGGUGUUCCAGCGCUCCUACUCUGUGGUGGCGUCAGAGUACGACAAGCAGCACUCCGCCUCGCCGGCCCGCAUCAAGGCCGUGCCCAGACGGAGGGUCCACAGCGGGGACGCAGAGGUGGGCUCGUCCCUGCUGCGCCACCCGUCCCCGGAGCUGUCCCGGCUCAUCUCGGCGCACGGCUCCCUCAGCAAGGGGGAGAGGAACUUCCAGUGGCCCGUGCUGGCCUUCGUCAUCCAGCACCACGACCUGGAGGGCCUGGAGGUGGCCAUGAGGCACGCCCUCCGGAAGUCCGCCUGCCGGGUGUUUGCCAUGGAGGCCUUCAACUGGCUGCUGUGCAACGUGAUCCAGACCACCUCGCUGCACGACAUCCUGUGGCACUUCGUGGCGUCCCUCACGCCGUCCCCGAUGGAGCCCGAGGAAGAGGAGGACGAGGAGAACAAGGCCAACAAGGAGAACCUGGAACAGGAGCGAGACCUCGGGGUGUGCGAGCACCCCCUGUCGGACAUCGUCAUCGCCGGGGAGGCGGCCCACCCCCUCCCCCACACCUUCCACCGCCUGCUGCAGACCAUCUCCGACCUGAUGAUGUCACUUCCCAGCGGCAGCUCGUUGCAGCAGAUGGCUCUCAGGUGCUGGAGCCUGAAGUUCAAGCAGUCGGACCACCAGUUCCUGCACCAGAGCAACGUGUUCCACCACAUCAACAACAUCCUGUCCAAGUCGGAUGACGGUGACAGCGAGGAGAGCUUCAACAUCAGUGUGCAGUCGGGCUACGAGGCCAUCAGCCAAGACCUGUGCGUGGUGACCUGCCUGAAGGACCUGACCAGCGUGGUGGAUAUCAAGACGUCCAGCCGUCCGGCCAUGAUCGGCAGCCUCACGGACGGCUCCACCGAGACCUUCUGGGAGUCCGGCGACGAGGAUAAGAACAAGACCAAGAGCAUCACCAUCAGCUGCGUCAAGGGCAUCAACGCCUCCACCGUGUCCGUCCACGUGGACAACUCCCGGGACAUCGGGAACAAGGUCACGUCGAUCACAUUCUUGUGCGGGAAGGCGAUGGAGGACCUCUGCAGAAUCAAACAGGUGGACCUGGACUCGCGGCACAUGGGCUGGGUGACCAGUGAGCUGCCCGGGGGGGACCACCACGUGGUGAAGGUGGAGCUGAAGGGGCCCGAGAACACGCUGCGGGUGCGGCAGGUGAAGCUGAUGGGCUGGAAGGACGGCGAGAGCAUCAAGAUCGCCGGGCAGAUCUCUGCCAGCGUGGCCCAGCAGAAGAACUGCGAGGCGGAGACCCUGCGCGUCUUCCGCCUCAUCACCUCCCAGGUGUUUGGGAAGCUGAUCUGCGGAGACGCUGAACCCACUCCCGAGCAGGAGGAGAAGAACCUGCUCUCCUCGCCUGAAGGAGAAGACAAGGCGCCGUCUGACGCGGACCUGAAGGAGCACAUGGUGGGCAUCAUCUUUAGCCGGAGCAAGCUGACCAACCUGCAGAAACAGGUGUGUGCGCACAUCGUGCAGGCCAUCCGCAUGGAGGCCACCCGCGUGCGCGAGGAGUGGGAGCACGCCAUCUCCAGCAAGGAGAACGCCAACUCGCAGCCCAGCGACGACGACGCCUCGUCGGACGCCUACUGCUUCGAGCUGCUGUCCAUGGUGCUGGCGCUGAGCGGCUCCAACGUGGGCCGGCAGUACCUGGCCCAGCAGCACACCCUCAUGCAGGACCUGUUCUCCCUGCUGCACACCGCCUCGCCCCGCGUGCAGAGACAGGUGACGUCCCUGCUGCGGCGGGUGCUGCCCGAGGUGACGCCCGUGCGCCUGGCCAGCAUCAUCGGCGUGAAGGCCCUGCCGCCGGCCGACAUCAGCGACAUCAUCCACUCCACGGAGAAGGGGGACUGGAACAAGCUGGGCAUCCUGGACAUGUUCCUGGGCUGCAUCGCCAAGGCGCUCACCGUGCAGCUCAAGGCCAAGGGCAGCAGCAUUGCGGGGACCGCCGGCAUGGCCGCCGGGAAGGGCGUCACCACGGUGACGCUGCCCAUGAUCUUCAACUCCAGCUAUAUCCGCCGGGGGGAGAGCCACUGGUGGAUGAAGGGCUCCACGCUGCCCCAGAUCGCUGAGAUCAUCAUCAAGCUGGUCAAAGACAUGGCCGCCGGCCACCUCUCGGAGGCCUGGUCCAGGGUCACCAAGAACGCCAUCGCGGAGACCAUCAUCGCCCUGACCAAGAUGGAGGAGGAGCACCGCUCGCCCGUCCGCUGCGUCGCCACCACCAGGCUGUGGCUGGCGCUGGCCUCCCUGUGCGUUCUGGACCAGGACCACGUGGACCGCCUGUCAUCCGGCCGCUGGAUGGGCAAAGACGGACAGCAGAAACAAAUGCCCAUGUGUGACAACCAUGACGACGGUGAGACCGCGGCCAUCAUUCUUUGCAACGUUUGCGGGAACCUGUGCACCGACUGUGACCGCUUCCUCCACCUGCACCGACGCACGCGCUCUCACCAGAGACAGGUGUUUAAAGAGGAAGAGGAGGCGAUCAAGGUGGACCUCCACGAGGGCUGUGGGAGGACCAAGCUCUUCUGGCUGAUGGCUCUGGCCGACUCCAAGACCAUGAAGGCCAUGGUGGAGUUCAGAGAGCACACAGGUAAACCAGCAUCCAGCAGCUCAGACGCCUGUAGGUUCUGCGGUACGAGGAGCGGGACGGAGCUGUCUGCAGUGGGCAGCGUCUGUGCGGACCCAGACUGCCAGGAGUACGCCAAGCUGGCGUGCUGCAAGACCCACGGGUGCGGCCACCCCUGUGGCGGCGUGAAGAACGAGGACAAGUGUCUGCCGUGUCUGCACGGCUGUGACAAGAGCACGGGCUGCCUGAAGCAGGACGCAGACGACAUGUGCAUGAUCUGCUUCACCGAGGCACUGUCUGCAGCCCCCGCCGUGCAGCUGGACUGCAGUCAUGUGUUCCACCUGCAGUGCACCAGACGGGUGCUGGAGAACCGCUGGCUGGGACCCCGCAUCACGUUUGGCUUCAUGUCGUGUCCCAUCUGCAAGAACAAAAUCAACCACUCGGUGAUCAAGGACCUGCUGGACCCCAUCAGGGAGCUGUACGAGGACGUGCGGAGGAAAGCCCUGAUGAGGCUGGAGUACGAGGGCCUCCACAAGAGCGAGGCCAUCACCACGCCGGGGGCCCGCUUCCACAACGACCCCGCCGGCUUCGCCAUGAACCGAUACGCCUACUACGUCUGCUUCAAGUGCAAAAAGGCCUACUUUGGGGGAGAGGCACGAUGCGACGCGGAGGCCGGCCAGGGGGAUGACUACGAUCCCAGCGAGCUGAUCUGCGGGGCAUGUUCUGAUGUCUCCAGAGCUCAGAUGUGUUCCAAGCACGGCACAGACUUCCUGGAGUAUAAGUGCCGGUACUGCUGCUCGGUGGCGGUCUUCUUCUGCUUCGGCACGACGCACUUCUGUAACGCCUGCCACGAUGACUUCCAGAGGAUGACCAGCGUCCCGAAGGAGGAGCUGCCCCACUGUCCUGCAGGUCCUAAGGGGAAGCAGCUGGAGGGGACUGAAUGCCCUCUGCACGUGGUGCACCCGCCCACGGGAGAGGAGUUUGCCCUGGGCUGCGGCGUGUGUCGGAACGCCCAUACCUUCUAGGCCACCGUGAGAGAGACCCGUACUGAAAAAGGCUUGUUGAUCUACUGUGAUUCCUGGCUGUCGCUGCUGUGGACGCUCAGCCCUGGACGAUGGCUCCUCCUGCUGUGUGCGAGCCACACUGGAGGCCCCCCCCAUUUCCCCCACACACAUCCCCCCCCCCACCCCCCACACCUGCUGGUCAAGCUUUCUGUUCGCUGGACUACAAACGAGAGUGCCAGAGUUCUGCUACAAAGACAUACUCAAGGGUCAGCUCUCGGGAAUCGGUAAACUUAAUGAAAAAAUUAAAACAGUUAUGUUUAAAAAAAUAUGUAUAUGAAUUAAAAGAAUACUUGUGACGUGUUUUGCAUGCGGCCGUUGUUCUCCCCUCGGCUUCCAUAGGCGUCGCACACCACCCGAUCAAUGAAGUGUAACAAUAUAGUGACGAUUAAACAUGGGAUAUAAAAUACAUUUGCAUAAGGCAACCGUGGAGGGACGUGGUUAGAAGAAAAAAAAACAUGGGCCGUAUUUACAGCUUCCUGAAUAUGAAUUAAAAGAUUUUGUUGUAUGUAAACUGACUUUUUUCGUAAUCCUGUACAGUAUUGUCCCCUGUCAAGUGCAUCAUGGGUUGACGGACAAAAAAAAGACAUGUGGGUGAAUAAGACUGUAAGAAUGUCAAGUCUGGGAGGAAAAUAGUGUACGAUUUAUCUAAUCUUGUAUAUAAUAAUAGUAUCCAAAAUAGCUGUAUUCCGAAAUUGCUACUCUCCACUUCAGUUUUGUUUGAUAUUCUGGGUUAUGUUUUGAGCCAGAACUUUUAAUGAAGUGCAAUACUGGGUGUGCCUCCUCUUCUGCAGCUGUUAUACCUAUGGAAUGUAUGUCAAUAAAGGCCACUGUACAUUUUUAUACAGUAGACACAGUUGUGUUUCAUCCCCUUUAAACUGUCACUUAUGUUUUUUUCUGGAAAUGCAAAAAAGAAAAGAGAAAUAAAGUUAUAGAUCUGGGACAUGGAAGCCAUUUUCAUCUAUAGCACAGUUGUAUCCAAACUUGACCAGGAGUCAAUUUUCAAGGAGUGAUCACUGCACAGUUUGAGGCCAGUUAAUUGCACCAAUUAUUACAAUUAAUCUCUAAUGUUAUUCCCGAGAAGGAGAUAUGGUGUGUGGGUCAGAGGAAGAGUGACAAAAACAGCUGCUGUUAUAUAUAUAUAUAAAUAUAUAUUAAAAAAGCAUAAUACUUGUGAAUCUGCUCUGUAAUAUCUGUGGUGGAUGGAGUUGAAUGGUAAUAAACCAGGUUAUCUGUUUCGCAGACAACAUUGUGUGAUUUCUUAAUGACUAACAAGUGUUGACCAUUUAAAUACACUUUAAAACACAAAGGGACUAAUUAAAAAUGUGCUAUUUGCAGUGUGCAAAACCACCCUUCCUAAUUAGAAAGUGGGCAUAGAUAAUAACUAACUGUGCGUUCACACCAAACGCGACGGGGCGACAAGAUCCCAUGCAAAGUGAACGUAGAGACGCGUAUCGGGCGAUUUUUUUUGAUUUGUCACUGCCUCUUCCGUGGUCAUUACAAUA